This is a messenger RNA of Chenopodium quinoa (quinoa), 1131 nucleotides long. RefSeq lists its product as uncharacterized. The record is from RefSeq and is a predicted model, not a curated record. The transcript has a single exon. Lineage: Eukaryota; Viridiplantae; Streptophyta; Magnoliopsida; Caryophyllales; Amaranthaceae. The coding region runs from base 1 to 1131 and encodes 376 amino acids.
AUGUCUUUCAAUGAAGAAAUGUACGAGAUUAUGUCAUGGUUAUCCACAAAACCCUUAUACAGAUUAUUGACCAUGGCAAAGUCAACACUAGAGUACCUUUCCGAAACACAUUUUGCAAAGAAACAAAGCCACAACUCGUGCAUGAAAGCGGAGGAGUCUUUGAUCAUUCAAGAAGAUUCAAGUUUAAGAGAAAGAGUUCAAAAAUUACGCGUUUGCUUCUUACCUGAAAAUCGUUCCUACAAUGAUGUUCCUAAGGAUUUCAUCAUGUUUUUAGUGGAAAAAGGUCGUAUCUUAGCAUCAAACAACGGUUUAUUUCUAUGUAGGACAAUUGAUUCUAGUGUACCAACUGAAUUAUUCCUGUGCAACCCCUCGACGAGGACUUGGUUACCUUUGAAGUUGCCUAGUGAGGAAUUGGCUAAGAUAUUUCAAGACAAUGGGGAGUUAAAAGUUGCAUUAGUAUGUGGUAAUGUUUUUGGUAAGAAAAGUGAAAAUUUUCCUUUGGAUUGCACUCUAUUGUUGUUUAAUGAACAUGAUUUGGAAGAUUGGAAUAGCGGAUAUGAUGUGUACAUGUUAGAGGAAGGCGAAUGGAUACUCAUAAGCGAAAACAUUAAAACAAAAGGCGGAGAUUUGGAGUUUGAUUAUCAAGUUUGUUGUGAAGAUGGUUUGUAUAUCCUAGCAGAAGGUUGUAGUCCUCAUGUGUUUCAUUAUGAUGUCGAAAAUAGGACUUCAAGGGAUAUAGCAUUGCCCGAAUACAAUGAAGAAUUUGGUUAUUUAGAUAUUGGUUGUUUUCGUGUGUUUGGAUGGGAGCGAAAGGAAGGCAACUCUUGGUUUGAUUCCAUUUGUUUGGUUAAGUGUUUCGAUAACUUGAUCACUAUAUGGGUGCUUGAGCACAACACAACAUUGUCGAAAGAAAAGAAAUCGAGUUCUUGGCGUUGGUUGUCGAACAUACACAUUGAAGAUGAUUUGUGCAUUGAAGAUUCAAGAUGGACAGACAGCUUUACUAUCUUGGAGAAGCAGUUGAUUUUUGCUGAUUUAGAUGGCAAUAUUUAUCGGUAUUAUUUGGAGGGCAAAGAUUACGGCAACUUAGACAAAAUUUACGAGUAUGGUUAUAGUUCUAGCUUAAAACUAUGA